This is a messenger RNA of Camelina sativa (false flax), 1066 nucleotides long. The record is from RefSeq and is a predicted model, not a curated record. Lineage: Eukaryota; Viridiplantae; Streptophyta; Magnoliopsida; Brassicales; Brassicaceae.
AUCUCGUUUCAACAACUUUUCUUUUUCUUUCUUUUUCUUUUUUUUUUUUUGCAUUGCCUGGUGAUUUUUCUCUUUCCCUCGUUUAAUUUUCACUAAAAGAAAAAUUCGUCCUUUUUUUUUUCUCUCUCAGGGUUUUGUUUCUUCUUUGAUUGCUUUGAUUCUCGAAACUCCUCAGACUUCCUAGGGUUUAUGUUUAAUUUCCUUCUCUUUUGUAUUAGAUCAUAUCAGGAAAUGCAGAUUUUUCUGAGAUUUUUCCUGAAUCUAUUUCCUUCUUGUUGUUAGUCAGUAAUGAUCCUCAAUCUUUUCAAUUUGACAUUCAGGCUGCUUUACAUUGGAUUGGUUUUGAAAUCUGUAUAGAAAAGUUUCUGCCUUACAUUUUUGUAUCUGAGACCAGUUGGUGAUUGAUGUUCAGGUUACUUAAGAGUGAGAGGAAGUUUAGAUCGGCCUUACAAAAUUAUACCAUUGCACUUCUUUCGCCAUGAAUGCCAAUUUAGAGGAACAAAAGAUAGGAAAGUAUAUUCUGAUCCGUGAUGGUGAGGACUCUGAGUUAGGACUCUUCUAUAAGCCCCUUCCUUGCUUCGGUUGUGGAAUCGGAUGGUUCUCGUUUCUUCUUGGAUUUGUCUGCCCAUUUGCGUGGUACGUUGCAACAUUUCUAUAUUUUAUCAACUAUUACCGUAGAGAUCCACGGGAAAGAUCUGGUCUUGCUGCCUCUGCUAUAGCUGCUUUGAUAUUCUCUGUUGGACUUGUGAUCACCGUGCUUGUUCUCGUUUUCUGGGGUCACUAGAGUCUCUUGUUAUACUUUGCAUAUUCUUUCUGAAAGGGAAACAACUUCAAGGUCUGUUUCCACAACAAGUAAGACAUGUCUAUUUGAUGAAGAGAAGAUACUGCUAAGUCCUAUUAGAAUCAAAAUCUUUGCUUUGUACAUAAGUGUAUAGUUUUUUAUACAAUGGAAUUGAGAUAUUUAAAUCCUGGAGAUCUAUCUUGUUUCACGCUUGUAUGUUAUAUUCACAUUGGAACCUUUUAACUCAGACAAAGAUCAUAGCCAAGGUUAUGUCUGGUUCUUAUC